UCCGCUUCCGGUCCGUGCCCUUGUGGCUCCGUGUCCUGGUCCUGUAGGUCUUGCCUUUGCUGCUUGGUCUGCAUCUGGGGAUCAUGGCGGCCGCCGCUAGGGCCUGGUGUCGAGGGCUCGUGGGGGCCGUGGCGCUUCCCAGGGGGGUUGGACGACCCUCCGCGCUGUUGCUGCCAGUGAGGAGGGAAAGCGCUGCGGCCGACAAGCGCCCCACUGUAAGACCACGGAAUGAUGUGGCCCACAAACAGCUCUCAGCUUUUGGAGAGUAUGUGGCUGAAAUCCUGCCCAAGUAUAUCCAACAAGUUCAGGUGUCCUGCUUUAAUGAGUUAGAGAUCUGUAUCCACCCUGAUGGAGUUGUUCCAGUGCUGACUUUCCUCAGGGAUCACACCAAUGCUCAGUUCAAAUCCUUGGCUGACUUGACAGCAGUGGACGUCCCAACCCGGCAGAACCGUUUUGAGAUUGUUUACAACCUGCUGUCUCUGCGCUUCAACUCCCGCAUCCGUGUGAAGACCUAUACAGAUGAGCUGACACCCAUUGAGUCCUCCGUCUCUGUGCAUAAGGCAGCAAACUGGUAUGAGAGGGAGAUCUGGGACAUGUUUGGAGUCUUCUUUGCUAACCACCCUGACCUAAGAAGGAUCCUGACAGACUAUGGCUUUGAGGGACAUCCUUUCCGGAAAGACUUCCCGCUGUCUGGCUACGUUGAGUUACGCUAUGAUGAUGAAGUGAAGCGUGUGGUGGCUGAGCCGGUGGAACUGGCCCAAGAGUUCCGCAAGUUUGACCUGAAUAGCCCAUGGGAGGCUUUCCCUGCCUAUCGCCAGCCCCCUGAGAGUCUCAAGCUUGAAGCCGGGGACAAGAAACCCGAAGCCAAGUAACUCCAGGGAAGGCAUCUGGAUCCUAGAAAGCGCCUUAUCUCUAAUUGAGUCUGUGUAAAUAAAGUCCUACUUAGACUUGCCA
Myotis davidii is the source of this 954-nucleotide messenger RNA. It is a transcript of the gene NDUFS3, whose product is annotated as NADH:ubiquinone oxidoreductase core subunit S3. The transcript is spliced from 7 exons. The coding region runs from base 84 to 872 and encodes 262 amino acids. The record is from RefSeq and is a predicted model, not a curated record. Lineage: Eukaryota; Metazoa; Chordata; Mammalia; Chiroptera; Vespertilionidae. Gene Ontology annotation, molecular function: NADH dehydrogenase (ubiquinone) activity.